GAGUCACGCCCGCAGACUGAUUACACAUCAGGCUGAUGUGACCGAGCUGAAAAACCAACAGCAGCAGCAGCGAAAUCCACCGUGUCCAAUAGCGGCCGAGUGUCGGUGGGCGGUGAUAGUGAAGUUCUCAUCCCGAUAAAUGGUUCCCGUCGCAGACCCCGAUCCCGCAGCGUGUGUGUGUGUCGUGUGUUCACCGGAGCGAGAUGGAGAACAGCCGGGAGAAAACGCAGAAGAAGCCGGUGCGCCUCAUCGCGGCUGUUUGCAAUGACAUGGGGAUCGGGAAAGACGGACACCUGCCCUGGAAAUUACCGUCUGAAUUCCAGUACUUCCUCAAAACUGUCACCAGGGUGUCGAGACCAGGAAAGAUGAACAUGAUGGUCUGGGGUAAACUGUGCUGGUUCUCCCACCCGGAAACACUGUUCCCAUUGGCUAAUACUCUACAUGUGGUGUUGAGCACCAAACUGAAAAAAGUUCCAGAUCAUGCCCACUUCCUGUCCGUAGACUUUGAGAGCGCCAUCCGCUUGUCUGCAGAGCCCCCCCUCGCUGACCUGAUAGAGACCAUCUGGGUCGUUGGUGGUAUGCAGGUCUACAAGGAUGCAUUGAGCCACCCGUGGUGUGAUCUGGUUUAUCUUACCGAUGUCAUGGCUGACUUUGAGUGUGAUGUUUUCUUCCCUGAGUUUGACAGAGGAGUGUUCAAACUACAAGAAAGAUUUCCUCAGGUACCGAGUGGCAUUCAGGAGGAGGACGGCGUUAAGUACAAAUUCCAAGUAUUCAAGAAAUCGAUCUGUGAUGCCAUUUAGAUCAGAGACUGCAGAGAUAUUGUCCAAAAACUAAAUCACUGGAUUGUUCUGUUCUGCCUUAAAACUCCUUCGCAUAGCUCCUGGACAAACCGCAGAGGCAUUGCCAAAACCCAAACCCACAGUGUGUCGCACUUAUGCAAAUUCAAGGAAAACGUGUUGUAAAUUUUAGUUUUUUUGUCAGUGAGCAUUACUUGACCAAACAGUAUUUCUAAUCCAUGAAGAACACUGAGAAUAGAUAGUGUGGCAGCAGAGCAAUUUGUCAACCCAAGUAUUUGUGUUUCGGCUUAAAUUUAGUUUUGCCUGUUGCUGGGAAAAUAAUCUUCUGCCGACAUCUACCGUCCCUUAGUCACUUGUCAGCGUUUCCAUUUUCCCCUCCUCGGUGAAAUUGAAGCUCAAUGGAAAAUAAGAUGUGGUCGGUUCUCAGCAGACACAACAGAAACCAGUCAAUUAUUCAACUGGUUUCUUUUGA
Messenger RNA from Pleuronectes platessa (European plaice), 1269 nucleotides. Its product is annotated as dihydrofolate reductase. Gene Ontology annotation, biological process: folic acid metabolic process; tetrahydrofolate biosynthetic process; glycine biosynthetic process. Gene Ontology annotation, molecular function: NADP binding; dihydrofolate reductase activity. Lineage: Eukaryota; Metazoa; Chordata; Actinopteri; Pleuronectiformes; Pleuronectidae. Gene Ontology annotation, cellular component: mitochondrion. The record is from RefSeq and is a predicted model, not a curated record. The transcript has 6 exons. Bases 204 to 800 code for a protein of 198 amino acids.